Molecule: messenger RNA, 429 nt
Organism: Cryptomeria japonica (Japanese cedar)
Lineage: Eukaryota; Viridiplantae; Streptophyta; Pinopsida; Cupressales; Cupressaceae
Product: EG45-like domain containing protein
Exons: 3
Coding region: 1-429 (142 amino acids)
Biological process (GO): systemic acquired resistance
Cellular component (GO): cell wall; apoplast
Source: RefSeq, a predicted model, not a curated record
AUGCGAGGUGGAUCUAUUUCUACAGUUUUGCGGGUUGCAUUUGUGAUGAGUUUUAUGGGCAGCUGGUAUUGUUGUAUGGGUGACAAAGGAACGGCCUCAUUUUACUUUGCUCACUUUGGGCCAACGGCAUGCUAUGGAAACGAUACCUCCCAAAUUCCAGAAGAUAAUAAUGUUGCGAGGGCCAGCGAUGCAAUCUGGGACAACGGAGCCGCUUGUGGAAGGCAGUACAAUGUAACUUGCACCGGCACAAUGGAUGGUACAAUACAAGGUUCAACUCCCAUUACCUGCAAGAAUGUAUCGGUUGUCGUCAAGAUUGUUGAUAAUUGCAGCGCCGGAUGCCGUGGCACCAUAGAUUUAGCUCAAAAUGCCUUCGAGGAGAUAGCCGUCCCUGCGGCUGGCGAAGUUUACAUCGACUAUGAACAGGUCUGA